CUGUGAGGACGGCGGGAGUCAGAAUCCGUUUUGCGACCCACAUAUUUUAUAAAAGAAUCUCAGUCAAUUCUCGUGGUGAUGUUUCUGAGUUUGAACAGAACACAGCCGCCAUGCUGUGCCCUCAGGUCUGCCGGAAUCAGGGUCCGGGCAGGAAACGCGACUCUCGCAUGUUUGGUUCCGCGUCAUCGCGUCACUACUUUCACUUUCGAUUCCCAGGAAAAAGAACUAAAAGCCUGGACCCUGGACCCUGGACCGUCUCCUCCUAGAUCAUGUCGGCGCUUUAUGAAGCCGUAGUGGCGUUUAUAUCUCAUCAGCUAAAAUGUCCGAUCUGUUUCGAGCUGUUCAGUGAGCCGGUAAGUUUAGAGUGCGGACACAGUUACUGCCUCCAGUGCAUUACGGAUCAUUUAAAGCAGAAUGUGAAGAGGAGACACUGUCCCCAGUGUCGGGCUGAACUCAGGACAGACCGCAAACUCCACAAAAAUGUCACCAUCAGCGCCAUUCUGGAAUUACAGGAAGUGGGGGGUCGGGAAAUGUGGGACAGUCUCCUGACCGAAAGUGAGGAAGAGUUCACUCAGAGAAAACAGAACUUCCUGAAGCAGGAGAUGAAAAAGAGCAAAAUUCUGCAAGCUGAAUGUUUUAAUGCUGAAUUUCAGAUUGAGAGCUGCUCCAUUAGAGACAGGGCCAGGACUUGUGAGUCAUCAUCUUCAGGGGACGUGUCGAGUUCCUCACUGGACUGUGAUGAAGAUGUUCCGUGUGCUGAGAGGAGCGCAAGUGUUCCUCCGGUUCCUCAGAUUGAUGAGGUUCUAAAGAGCGCUGAAGCUGGUUCAUUGGAGAAUCGAAUGCAUGUGUCAGAAGAUCCAGACACUGUCAGAGGGAUCUCUGAUGGUGGAGCAGCUGCAGCUCUGGGUGCUGAGUUUGUCUCGCUGACCUUCUCACCUCAUCUGGUUCACCGUCGUUUAGUUUUCCUUUCUCAGAGACAGAGAAUGGAAGUGAGAUCGUCUUUGUCUCUGAGGCCGCAGCCGUGCCAUUUCGAGGCGUGUCAGUGCAUGGCAGAUCAGGAGUUCACCACAGGGAGGCACUAUUGGGAUGUAGAGACGAGUGAGUGCACCGGAUGGGCAGUUGGGGUGGCGUACGCCCACCUUAAGAAAAACGAGCGUCUCGGGAGGAGUAAAUCGUCCUGGUGUAUCGAGUGGAGUAACAGCAGCUUCAGCGCCUGGCACGAUGGCUCGGAGACACCACUGAAACACAGACACCCGAGCAGACUCCGAGUCAGACUGGAUGUAGACGCAGGACACAUCUCCUUCUGGAGUGGAGCGGAUGGAGAAACGGAGCUGUGUGAUGUUCAGGUGGAGUUCAGCGCUCCGGUUAGACCAAUGUUCUGGCUGUUCGGGACAAAACCAGGAAACGCCUUGUUCUUCCCCAAACCCUGACUCUUUCCUCACUCCUGAAAUCAUCCACACUGAGAUGGAGAACAUAAAAUAAUGAUUUUUUUUCAAAUAAAUCAUGACUGUAACGCAGAGAAAUGCUUUCGCUCGCUGUUAGAUCACAGAUUCAUUCAAAAUUCUUAUCCUGAACUUUAAUUCCCAACAUGCUGCAGCACCUCAUUACACGUCUCAGUUUUUAACUGUCUACACUCCAAGGCGUGAUUCUGGUCUUUUAGAGGUUCUCCUACUCGUUCUCCUACUCGUUCUCGUAUCUUCUGAGGGUGAGCUGGUUUUCUCUCCCUGUCGAGAUUAGACAGAGAGAUUCUUUAAGUGUUUAUAAAUCUGAUCUUUAAAACCAGGAAAACGUUUUCAAGACUGUUUUCAGGUGAUGUAUUUCUUUAUUUUUGUGAUGUUUAUUUUAAUGUACUUAUUUUAUUUGAUCAUUUUUCUUGAUUGCAUUUGAAAUGCACUUUGAGCUUCCAGUUGCA
Molecule: messenger RNA, 1912 nt
Organism: Silurus meridionalis
Lineage: Eukaryota; Metazoa; Chordata; Actinopteri; Siluriformes; Siluridae
Product: E3 ubiquitin/ISG15 ligase TRIM25
Exons: 5
Coding region: 270-1430 (386 amino acids)
Molecular function (GO): protein binding
Source: RefSeq, a predicted model, not a curated record